AUGGCCUCCUCGGACGGGCUGCAGUACCGGGCCCUCUACGAGUACCAGAAGGACCGCGAGGAGGACCUGGCGCUGUGCCCCGGGGAUGUGCUGACCGUCAGCAGGGCCGGGCUGCUCAGCAGCCCCAACUACAAGGACGGGGACGAGCGCAACCCCCAGGGGUGGCUGCACGGCGUCAACGAGCGCACCAAGGAGCGCGGAGACUUCCCCGGCACCUACGUGGAGUACCUGGGUCCCGCCCGCAUCGCCGCCACCGCCGCCAAGGCCCGGCCGCGGCCCCUGCCCCUGCCACCCGCGGGGACCCCCACGCCCUGGGGACAUCCCGGGCAGGCAGAGCUCAGCGAGCAGCCCGCCCUGCCCGAGCAGGCGCUGCAGACCGUGGCCAGGCUCAUCGAGGCGCUGGAAAAACAAGGGCUCGACAGCGAGGUGCUCUACAGGCCCGGCCCCGCCGUGCUGGGCGAUGCUGAGCUGAAACAGGCGCUCCUGGCUGAUGCCUCAGCUGUGGACAUGGACCUGUACGAGGCCCAGACACUGGCAGAUGCCCUGAAGUGGUACCUCCAGGAGCUCCCCACACCCCUCAUCCCUCCAGCUCUCUACAGUGACUUGGUCCACAUGGCUCAAGAGACCCCAGGCCUGGAGGAGUGUGGCCAGCGAGCCAGAGCCCUGCUGGCCCCCCCAGCCCUGCCCCAGCCCCAGGCACUGCUCCUGCGCCAGCUCGCCCACCACUUCUGUCGCCUGUGCCAGGGCAGCCCCCGCAGCCGCCCCUCGCCCCGGCUCCUCGGGGAGCUCUUCGGGGAGCUGCUGCUGCGCCCUGGGGCGGCCAGCACCGAGGCAGGCCCUGAGCUCCGUGCAAGGAUCCUCGAGUCCUUCAUCAUGGCCAGCGAGGUGGCAGAGCUGCCAGCAGCUCCUGAGACACUCAUUUGGGGCCAUUUCUUGCAGCCCCUGAGAAGGUUCACAGAUGUUUUCUGGCUUCACAUCUCUGUCAUUGCUGUCUGGUCCCUGGGUUUGUGA
Camarhynchus parvulus is the source of this 1011-nucleotide messenger RNA. Its product is annotated as phosphatidylinositol 3-kinase regulatory subunit alpha-like. Gene Ontology annotation, biological process: regulation of GTPase activity; signal transduction. The coding region runs from base 1 to 1011 and encodes 336 amino acids. Lineage: Eukaryota; Metazoa; Chordata; Aves; Passeriformes; Thraupidae. The record is from RefSeq and is a predicted model, not a curated record. Gene Ontology annotation, molecular function: protein binding; GTPase activator activity. The transcript is spliced from 7 exons.